UUACGAGUAACGUGGUGACGAGUGUAUGAUUGGUGUUCGAAUAGCACGAGAAAUCAGUUCUAGCCCGUCUUCUUACAAAGACGCAUCAAUCAUGGACGAAUACGGGGAUGCCGGUAUAAGUUCCGAGGUUCAGCAAAUAAUUAGCUCCGAAGUUAAAAAAGCAGUGGAAUCGUCCCAAAAUCAAAUUUUAAGCAGCAUGAAGACUCUGAUAGACAGCAAUUUCAAGAAUUUUCAAUCGUCUAUGGAAACAACACAGAAGGAACUCUCGUCAUCGCAGUUAGCGAAAAUAGAGGAGAACAUUUUUGGCAGUUAUAAGUUUAAACGUCAUGGAAACGAAGCGCAGUACCGGGGAAACGCACAGGUCAUCACUAAGCUGAGGGAAGCAGACGCCAGUUUGGACAGCGCCAACCUUGGCGUUGAAAACAUAAACACCGCCCGGACAAAGAUUGGUGAAGGUAUUGAACUUUUGAAUGAGAGACAGAAAUUGAUAAAAAUAGCUGAUUCUAGUCCUUUAGGGUGGAAGGUAGUAGCUGAAUACCAAGCUAAUCCCAUCGCUGACGAUUCUGACGAUGAAAAAAGAAUAAACAAGGCGCAAAAUAAAGCAGAGAAAAAGGACAAACAACAAAAGGCACAGCGGAAACCAACAAACGACUAUUCAAGGCCACACCCAUACAAGAAAGACAACUCUAGGUCACCUACGGUCAAGCCAGGGACGUGCUAUCGAUGCGGGUUUAAAGGUCACUGGGCGAGAGACUGUAGAAGGAAGCUCAACGAUUCGGCAGAGAUAAGUAUUGUUACAUGUAAUACAUUCAGAAAUUCAGAUAACAAUUCAGUUUCAGAACAAAACUAUUCGAAUUCACGCCUGUCGACGUCGGUCACGGACGAGUGCACUACUAACAAGGUAAGCCCUGUCGGGCAUUUAAAUAGCUGUUUAUCAAGGUGGGUUGAAACAGGUGUGGACAAUUACAUUAGAGAUAUAAUUUCUCAUGGAUAUAAAAUUCCUUUUAAAACAAUUCCAGAAAGUGUCGAAAGUCGAAUUAAAAAACAAUAG
Messenger RNA from Magallana angulata, 1051 nucleotides. RefSeq lists its product as uncharacterized. The record is from RefSeq and is a predicted model, not a curated record. The coding region runs from base 26 to 1051 and encodes 341 amino acids. The transcript has a single exon. NCBI's taxonomy places the organism in Eukaryota, Metazoa, Mollusca, Bivalvia, Ostreida, Ostreidae. Gene Ontology annotation, molecular function: zinc ion binding; nucleic acid binding.